GCCCACCCGACCCAAGCCCAGCCGCCGCCCCCCAGUCGAGGCAGAGCAACCGGAGAGAGCCGAGAGGGAGCAAAAAUAAUAAUAAAAAAUGCUGCAGGUGGAGGAGGCGCUGGCGGCGGUGCUGUCCGCCGCGGCGGCCUGCCGCGCCGCGCCGUCGGCCGUGCCGCUGCUCGACGCGCUCGGCCUCGUCCUCGCGGAGGACGUCCGCGCGCCCGACCCCCUGCCCCCCUUCCGCGCAUCCGUCAAGGACGGGUACGCCGUGGUGGCCGCCGACGGGCCCGGGGAGUACCCGGUCAUCGCGGAGGCCAGGGCCGGCGACGACGCGCUCGGCGUGGUCGUGACGCCAGGCACCGUCGCGUACGUCACGACCGGAGGGCCGAUUCCCGACGGCGCGGAUGCCGUCGUGCAGGUGGAGGACACGGAGCAGGUCGCCGCCGCGCCGGAUGGGUCGAAGAGGGUCAGGAUCUCGGUGCGGGUACCCGAGGGGCACGAUAUACGCAGCGUGGGAUGUGACAUAGAGAAAGAUUAUAUAGUGCUGAAAUCUGGUGAGAACAUAGGUCCUGCAGAAAUUGGGCUACUUGCAACAGUGGGAGUAACUACUGUCAAGGCAUACCGUCGACCAACCAUUGCUGCAUUUUCUACAGGGGAUGAGUUAGUUCAGCCAGCCACUGCAACUCUCAAUCGUGGUCAGAUUCGUGAUUCUAACCGGGCCAUGCUACUUGCUGCUGCUAUUCAGCAGAAGUGUAAAGUGGUUGACUUGGGUAUUGCAAAAGAUACUGAAGAAAGUCUUAUGGAGCAUAUGGAUGCAGCUCUACGUUCUGAUGCUGAUAUAAUCCUUACUUCUGGUGGUGUUUCCAUGGGUGAUAGAGAUCUUGUCAAACCUUGCUUGGCAAAGAUGGGUAAAAUUCACUUCGAAAAGAUCCGGAUGAAACCAGGAAAGCCAUUGACAUUUGCUGAGAUCACAUCAAAUGACCCAACAAAGCCAUCCAAAACAGCUCUUGCUUUUGGCUUGCCUGGAAACCCAGUGAGCUGUAUGGUUUGCUUCAAUCUCUUUGUUGUUCCUGCAAUACGACUUGUCUCUGGUUGGUCAAAUCCUCAUCUGCAAAGAGUGCAUGUGCGUAUAUCACAUCCUCUAAGAGCAGACCCACAUCGUAUGGAGUUUCAUCGUGCAGUGAUCAGAUGGGUGCUUGACGAUGGAUCUGGUAGACCAGGUUACGUUGCUGAGAGCACUGGCCAACAAGCCAGUAGCCGCCUUCUAAGUAUGAAGUCUGCAAAUGCCUUGCUGGAAGUGCAAUCAUCCGGGCAGAUAUUGGCAGCUGGAGCAUCCGUCCAAGCAAUACUUAUUUCUGAUAUAACUAGCCCUCCUCUGGAUAAGCUGCCUGCUGCUUCCAGCCCCAUAUCAUCUCAUAUUGUUUCUUCUGCAAAAAGUGCUUCGGCGGAUGCGCCACAGGUUGCUGCCUCUCAGAAUGCCGAAGUUAAAGUAGCAAUUCUGACUGUUAGUGACACUGUUUCUUCUGGAGGAGGCCCCGAUAGGAGUGGCCCAAGAGCUGUAUCUGUAGUGAACUCUUCAUCAGAGAAAUUGGGGGGAGCAUUUGUUGUUGCUACUGCUGUGGUUCCAGAUGAAGUGGACAAAAUUAAGGAGAUUCUGGUGAAGUGGAGUGAUAUUGACCGUGUUAACCUCAUCUUGACCUUAGGUGGCACUGGCUUCACACCUAGAGAUGUUACUCCAGAAGCAACUAAAUCUGUAAUAGAGAAAGAAGUACCUGGCCUUGCGUUUGUUAUGAUUCAGGAGAGUUUGAAGGUGACACCAUUUGCGAUGCUAUCCCGAGCGGCGUGUGGGAUAAGAGGAUCGACACUUAUCAUCAACAUGCCCGGCAACCCGAAUGCUGUCGCGGAGUGCAUGGAGGCUCUUCUCCCAGCGCUGAAGCAUGCCAUGAAGCAGCUGAAGGGUGACAAGAGGGAGAAGAACCCCCGACACAUACCUCACGCUGAAGCCGCACCAGUCGACCAGUGGGAGCGCAGUUUCAGAGCUGCAUCAUCGGGUGGUGGCUGCUCAUGCGACCCCUGAUCGGCGCUCAUCCACAGGUGGUGGAACACUCCUGGGGAACCUGCUUUCGUGAUCCUGCUGCAUCCAGUUUCAAGCUGAAGCGGCGAUGGUUUCGGUUUUUCUCGUUAUGGCUAUUUGGUGACUCUUGACAUUUGAGGACCCGUGUGUAUGUGCUACCAAUAAAGCAGCGAGAGUUUCUUUCUGCUCUUCUAUCUAUCAGCCUAUUCUCUCACAAUGACAGUUGUCAUAUUGCCUGUAUUACACUGUAACGUAGUGAUGUAGUGAUCCAUGGAAAUAAAGUGCAGUACACUUGUUCAGAAAA
This is a messenger RNA of Aegilops tauschii subsp. strangulata, 2369 nucleotides long. RefSeq names its product molybdopterin biosynthesis protein CNX1. NCBI's taxonomy places the organism in Eukaryota, Viridiplantae, Streptophyta, Magnoliopsida, Poales, Poaceae. Gene Ontology annotation, biological process: Mo-molybdopterin cofactor biosynthetic process. Gene Ontology annotation, cellular component: cytoplasm; cytosol. Gene Ontology annotation, molecular function: molybdopterin molybdotransferase activity. The record is from RefSeq and is a predicted model, not a curated record.